CGACCUAGCAUAAUCCACAUUCAGAAAAACUACCGAAAAGGUUUUACAUUUUCGAGAGACGUUUCAAACCUUUCCCUUUCCUUUCUCUUCCACCGCCGCAAACCAUGACGACGAUCAGUCUCCGGAAGGGAAACACCCGUCUCCCACCGGAAGUAAACCGCGUCCUCUACGUCCGUAACCUUCCGUUCAACAUAACCAGCGAAGAAAUGUACGAUAUAUUCGGCAAAUACGGCGCAAUUCGCCAGAUCCGAAUCGGAACCAACAAAGACACUCGCGGCACCGCCUUCGUCGUCUACGAAGACAUCUACGACGCCAAAACCGCCGUCGAUCAUCUCUCCGGUUUCAACGUCGCCAAUCGUUAUCUCAUCGUUCUUUAUUAUCAGCAAGCUAAGAUGAGUAAGAAGUUUGAUCAGAAGAAGAAGGAAGAUGAGAUUGCUCGUAUGCAGGAGAAGUAUGGUGUAUCGACCAAAGAGAAGUAGUUGAUGAUACUCAUAGCUGAAAAUCCACCGCAGAAUGCUGAUACGCCGCAGAGUAGGGUAUUGAUUCAAGAUUAGAUGAAAGUUUACAUGAUGUUUUAGUAAUGAAUUGUAUCAAUUCAUUUCAAUUUGACAAGUCAAGCUAUUUGUAUCAAGUAUUAAAUUGCACAUGGAUUUGGCAAAGUGAGCUAUUUGUAUAAUGUAAUGAAUUGUAAAUGGUUUAUUUCAUUUUUUGAAGCAAGAACUUCACAUACUACUAAAA
This is a messenger RNA of Lathyrus oleraceus (garden pea), 738 nucleotides long. Its product is annotated as splicing factor 3B subunit 6-like protein. Gene Ontology annotation, molecular function: RNA binding. Gene Ontology annotation, cellular component: precatalytic spliceosome; catalytic step 2 spliceosome; U2 snRNP. The transcript has 2 exons. The coding region runs from base 105 to 479 and encodes 124 amino acids. The record is from RefSeq and is a predicted model, not a curated record. Gene Ontology annotation, biological process: mRNA splicing, via spliceosome. NCBI's taxonomy places the organism in Eukaryota, Viridiplantae, Streptophyta, Magnoliopsida, Fabales, Fabaceae.